CAUACUCACCAUAUCCAGAACAAGAUAACACAAUCAAUCCAUUCACUCACCAUUCCCAAUUUCCCACAACACAGUCACACACACACACACACAAUGUCAAUCUCCGCAAUUUUCGGGGUCAAAAUCACCCCAACACCCAGCCCCGCCGUCCGUACACCACCCACCACCACACUUUCAUCCCCAGCCUCACUCCAUUACAAUAACAAUUCUCUAUCUGGGUCAAGUUCAUCUGGGGGGCUAAUGAUAGAAUGUUCAUCAAGACCACAAAAGAAAGCCACAGCCCAUCACCGGAAAACCCGACCCAAAAAGACCCAACCCUGGGAUAGAAACCGUGGGCCCGCUGUUUACCCGCCUUUGCCUGCGCUUCCACCCGAGUGGAGCUUCGUCACUAAUGAAGAAGAAGCUGUUACUGCUGAAGGAGGUGUUUCUUCUGAUUCGGUGGCUGUUUCUGAGUAGGGUUUGUCCUUUUUAAUGUUAAUUUGAUGUUGUUUUGCUUAUUAUGUUUGUAUUAUUAUCCCUAUGAAAUGAGAGAUGUUUUUUUUGUUGUUGUUGUGUACACCAUGUUUUGGUUGUUAUUUAUGAAAAAGAAGGGCUAUUUUGUUUGGAAA
Erigeron canadensis is the source of this 608-nucleotide messenger RNA. RefSeq names its product 50S ribosomal protein 6, chloroplastic. The transcript has a single exon. Gene Ontology annotation, molecular function: structural constituent of ribosome; rRNA binding. Gene Ontology annotation, biological process: translation. Lineage: Eukaryota; Viridiplantae; Streptophyta; Magnoliopsida; Asterales; Asteraceae. Bases 94 to 456 code for a protein of 120 amino acids. Gene Ontology annotation, cellular component: chloroplast; ribosome. The record is from RefSeq and is a predicted model, not a curated record.